Molecule: messenger RNA, 1231 nt
Organism: Leptopilina boulardi
Lineage: Eukaryota; Metazoa; Arthropoda; Insecta; Hymenoptera; Figitidae
Exons: 3
Coding region: 187-801 (204 amino acids)
Source: RefSeq, a predicted model, not a curated record
AUGACAUUUAUAAAAAAACUUGAAGUCUUUGCCAAAUUUUCGUCAGUUUGCAAACACAAUUUUUUUUUUUUUUUUGGCAACAAAUAAUAAAUUUAAAGAGUAUUUAAUUCAAAAAAUACGUGGAAAAACUCCAAGAUUUUAAUUUAAUAUUUUAAAAAAUUUAUUAAUUUAAGAAUAAUUUUAAAAAUGGAGAAUUUUGAAAAUAUGUACCACCAGCUUCAAAUUGUAAUUCAAAAAAUAUUAGCCUACCUACGAGAUUUGGUUAUUUAUGAAUUUCCAAAAAUAUUUUCAACGAAUGAAUUGAAUGGAACAAUGUGUGAAAUGGAACAAUUAAAAAAUUUAUUAACAUCCUCAAUCGAAAAUAAUUUUGUUGAUUUAGCAGCUUUUUUUAUUCUCUGCUCAUUUAUAAUGGUAGUAAUUAUACUUUCAAUAAAAGGCAAUAAAGAUGAAGGUGGCGAUGAUUUUAUUGACAAAUCAUCAAUAAAUAGAAUUUUUAUUGAUUUACCAGAAGAUUCAAUUUAUCAAUUUCCAAAAAAUUGGAAAUCAGAAACUAAAUAUAACAGAGAUCGUGGAGAUGAAUAUUUCUCUGAAGGUGAAGAAAGUCCAAGAAAGGAGAUACGUAAGAAAAAAUACAAAUCGAGAAAAAAUUCUAAUACACCUUCAAUUUAUGGCGACUAUAUUGAUAGUAGUUCUUCACAAUUUACACAAAGAACAGAAAAUGUUAAAAAUAAAUUGAGCAGACAACAUUGGCUAAUUCGAAAAACACGAAGUGGUCAUAUUUAUGGAAAAUAUCCUAUUUAAAAUAUUUGAAAAAAUCGAUCAACUUUUGAUUUCGUAAAAGUCAUAUAUGAGAAUCAAAGAAAAGUGAUUUUUAUUUAUGAAUUGAAAAAAAACGAAAGAUGAACUUUUUGUCAAAUCAUAUAUUUUUUCUAAAAAUAAUGAAAAAAAGAAUUGAAUUUUAUAAAGAUUUUUACAUUUCUAAAGUGCUUUAUAAAAAUGAAAAUACUGCGAGGAAAUAAGUCCAUUUUACGUACAAAAAAAUAUUUAUGCCUUUUUAUUUAAAAAUAUUUAAAAAUCCGAUAACGUUAAUUUUUGGGGUAAAUAGUGAAAAAAAAAAUUUUUAUUUGUGUGAAUUUUUUUUUAUGGAAUCAUUUUUUUACAAUUUUCCUUAUCGCAUGAUGAUCUCAUAAGGAAAUUUUUAUGUCAUUUUAUUUAUAACUUUUGUAAUCAA